This is a messenger RNA of Stereum hirsutum FP-91666 SS1, 1700 nucleotides long. RefSeq lists its product as uncharacterized. Bases 306 to 1499 code for a protein of 397 amino acids. Gene Ontology annotation, molecular function: ubiquitin protein ligase activity; zinc ion binding. The record is from RefSeq and is a predicted model, not a curated record. NCBI's taxonomy places the organism in Eukaryota, Fungi, Basidiomycota, Agaricomycetes, Russulales, Stereaceae. The transcript is spliced from 9 exons.
AUAGCGACGACGAGUUCCCCAUCGAAUGGGUUACUCCAGCAUCCAAACUAGCACAACCGACCCAACCCUCCCCCUCUCCUUAUUAUUCUGCAAGUUUGGCCCCAGGACUCGUAUAUAAUAAUACCAGCAGUGGAGUCGGCAAUCCCAUUGCUGGUACCAGUAGCACUACUGGCGCGGCGGCGGCAGGGUCGUCGUCCUCGAAGCCCGUGCUGGACUUGACGGAUUCCCCGCCUCGAAAGCCCAAGACCAAACGUCAACGCAAGACGAAGGACGUCGAGCUACCUGUUCAAUCUGUCCAUAAGCCCAUGCCUACUCAGAUUCCUCAAACCCCGGCUCCUUUCCCAGAACUUGCUAUGUCACGCCCGACUCCGUCUGUCUGGGAUUACCCUCCCCCUCCGCCAGCCCGGGCUCCAGCUCCAGCUCCUGUCCAACAAGCUCCAACAACAACUCCGACGCAGAAACCUCCAGUGCCUCAGACUUCGACUCCGACUCCAGCCAAACCGCGCCAGCGCAAGGCGAAGAACACGGAGGACGCUACGGGCGUGCCUUCGUCGCAGAAAAAAGGAAAGGGCAAGAGCAAAGAGGAUGGCACUGGCAUUGGCACUAGUACGCGGCAGCCUAAGGCCCCGAAGGAGAAACCUGAGAAGCGCGAGGCGAGGUUCAAGUCUUCGUGUCCGCAGAACAUACGGGAGCGUGUUGAGCGCGUGAUGACCCAGAGAUUUUUUAUGGUUGACCGUACGCGGAAUGGGGAUGAGCUUAAGGAAGAGUUCGAUGUCUUGGGUUCUACCGGGAAUGUUUACAAGGUGAUAAUCGAGAAGACGCCGUCCUGCACUUGCCCUGAUUUCCUGAAAGGAAAUCACUGUAAACAUAUCCUCUUCAUAUUCCUAAAAGUUCUUCAAGUAAGCCAGGCGUCCGGGCACUGGUACCAAAAAGCCCUCCUCACCACCGAACUCGCCCAAAUCUUCGCCCAAGCCCCCAUCGCGCCCAACGCGCUCGCGAACCCCCGGAUCCGCGAAGCCUACGCGAAAGCGACGGGCAAGACCACCACCACGUCCUCCUCUUCCGGCUCUUCCGCCUCGAACAGCACUGGCAGCAAGAAACGGAUCCCGGGUCCGGAAGACGACUGUCCGAUCUGCUACGAAAAUAUGCAUAAGCUGGAUCUGGGAAAACUCACGUUUUGUCAGGAGUGUGGGAACGGGCUGCAUUCGGAGUGUUUUGGGCAGUGGGCGAAGACGGCGAAGAGGAAUCUUACGUGUGUGUUCUGUCGUGCGAAGUGGGUCCUCGCUGGUGCUGGUGCUGCUGGCGGUGGUGGUGCUGCUGGCGGUGGUGGUGUGGUGGCGGCAGGAGGAAGUCGUCGUACGGCGGAGGGAUACCUUAAUCUUGGUGCUGUAGCGGGUUUGAGCCCGGUGCGCGAUACGAGCACCUAUUAUCACGGACCACGGUAUGGGCAGAGACAUUAUGGGUAUCAGGAGUAUGAGGAAGAGGAUUAUGAGUAUUAGGUCUACGAUCAAGGAGCGAGGAGGGUGUCAAUAUCGAUUCUCAGAUCUACGGAGUACUAAUAGUAACAGGGGAGGAGGUCUCAUCUUUCUUGGAAUUCUUGAUUCAUCUCUACAUUAUUCACCGGCGAUCUCUCGGACGUCAGACUAAUACGGCCUAGCUGUUGUACACAGUGCACCAUAAUUCUUGCUUCACACAUACAC